AUGUGCGUUCUGCUUUUUCUCGUCCUAUUCUCUCCCUCGUUUGCCCUUGAAGUGGCUCUAAUUCCAUCGACAGGUUGCUACAGCCAUGAUGUAAUGAUGAAGGAGGUUGGAUUGAGUAUGCCUUGUGGAACGACUAUUACGUGGAUUCAAACUUUUCUCUACGAUUUCGGUUUUGGUGAGAUUCCACUGCCCACGAAUUGGACUCGCAUGAGCAUUUGGGGUCAUGACAAGGAAGGCGUGGAGUUAAUGCACACAGCGGGUCGUCUUCUAUGGGAACAGAACGUGCCGACCGAUUUUGAUCGACCAUGGGAUUUGCGUGGAAGUUUCAUCUUUUUCAAAAUGCUCGAAAGACAUCAAACAUUCUGUGAAAAGAUGCUCGAUGACCAACGUUUUCUGAAGUAUAUGAAAUCACAAAAGGCCGAUAUCGUUUUAUUGGAUCAUUUCUUACAGGAAUGCAUGGGUGGUUUGGCAUAUCUUCUAAACACUUCCGUUGUGCAAUACUCGAAUUGGCCGAUUGCCGACGGCUACAUUACAUCCUUGAAUGUUCCGGCUAAUCCUAGCGCAAUUCCUAAAACAGGAACUCCGUACAGCGGCUUAGGCAUGUCAUUCGACGAGCGUUUCGGUAACGUUCUCUUCCAUUGGGUAAUUAUUGCGGCACGAUAUAUACAAUCAUACGUUCUGAAAAGAAUGUUUGCAAGAAAGGGAUUUCCUGAUGUGAACAUCAUUCAAUCUGAAGCUGUAAGAACUAUUUACGCUGGUCGAUCAGAAUUUCUCUUCGACGUAGUCCGACCAAUAAAUAAUCGUGUGAAAUAUUUUGGAAGCAGCAACCAGAAGAAUCCAAGCGAUUAUGUUACCUUCAUCCCCGAAAAGGACUGGAACAACGGGACUCUCAGUUGUAGCCAUAGCGGGAACAACAGCCAACACAACUUCAGGCAUUUGAAUAACCCAGUCUGGAAACCCCCCACCUUAACGGAACGUUUCUGCUCAAGUGCUGUUAUUGAAGUAGCUGAUGCCCAAUUUCCUAAAAUAUCUUUAAGAAGGAAAAAUCUCUACAAAAGAUUGAAUAGGAAUGUAGUGAAGGAUAGAUUUAACGUGAUUACCGCACAGUUUCCUGAACUCGACUGGCCUUCACUGGUUAAGGAGAAAUUUAUCUUAGUCAGUUUUGGUAGUGUAGCACAGGCUCAUAACAUGCCGUUGCAUCUCGUUCAAAAGAUCUUCUUUGCAUUUUCACGUUCACCUUACAAAGUAAUUUGGCAAACAAACUCCGUAGCUGAGUCGUUGGUGUGGAUCAGAAAUGAAAGUGUUCCCAAAAAUGUUGUUAUGAUCAACUGGGCGCCUAUUAAAGAAAUGCUAGCGCACCCAAAUCUCCAAUAUUUGAUCUGUCACGGUGGGAUCAACACAAUCAAUGAAUUACUAUUGUUCGGCGUUCCUGUGAUCGGAGUCCAUUUGCAGGGCGACCAAGGAUCAAAUCUAAGACGUUUGGCUGAUCUUGGCGUUGCAGUGAUGAUCUCUAUCGCACAGAUUUCUCGAGGCGAACUUUUUCAAACAAUGAGGAAGUUCGAGGCAAACCUGGAAAGGCACUGGCAAAGAGUCGACCAGUUGUCGUCCAUGAUCGAAACGUAUCGUACACUUAAUAAUGCUCAACAAAGAUUCUGGAUUGGUUGGGUAGCGAAACAUGGAAAGAUGCUACGGAGCAGAAAUUUGUUCAGAAUGUACUACAUUGGUGACACAGAGAAUCUUUUUUGGGGUACUGUGGGCACGAUCUUAAUAGGAUUAUUAGCGUUAGUUUUGCAUUAA
This is a messenger RNA of Necator americanus (New World hookworm), 1797 nucleotides long. RefSeq lists its product as uncharacterized. The record is from RefSeq and is a predicted model, not a curated record. The coding region runs from base 1 to 1797 and encodes 598 amino acids. Lineage: Eukaryota; Metazoa; Nematoda; Chromadorea; Rhabditida; Ancylostomatidae. Gene Ontology annotation, molecular function: UDP-glycosyltransferase activity. The transcript has 11 exons.